GUGGGGGAGUGAGGAGAGACAGUAAUUUUUUCCUCUGGUCCUGAGGGGUCUCCUUCUCUAUAUAAGGCACUCUCAGCUGCUCAGAAGUUACUCAGCUCCUAUGUGCUUCAGGAACACCGCCAACGAGCAGCAGCCCGGUCCUCUCACAAGGGAAUAAUAGCCUUAAGCUCUCCAGCGCGCAGAGGAAGCAGCUCCGAGAUAUCCAACCAACUGGAUACUAACUGAGAUAGAUAGAGGCUGUGUCUGGGACUCUGAGGAGCGUCUGUCUACUGUAAAGUCCAACUCACAGCUAAAGUGUCGGAAUGACCUUCGCUGGCAUGACCUGGCUCCCUGUCCUCUCCCUCCUGCUGUUGUGCGUCAGGGACUCGGCUUCCCUCUUCCUGCCUGACUCCAAGGAGCUCAGACAGCUGCUGAGCCGCUACGAGGAGGAUCAGAAUGUCACCAGCAACAGAGCCGGCAAUAGGACCCGGCGAGCCAUCCGCUGGUCAGACCGUGAGGACAUCAUCCAGCUGCACAACAAGCUGAGGGGCGGUGUCUACCCCACUGCCUCGAACAUGGAGCACAUGAUUUGGGAUGAUGAGUUGGAGCGGUCUGCCACUCAUUGGUCUGAAGAGUGUCAGUGGGACCAUGGACCUCAGGACCUGCUCAUGUCUAUUGGACAAAACCUGGCUGUUCACUGGGGAAGAUACCGCUCUCCUGCCUUCCAUGUCCAGGCCUGGUACGAUGAGGUGAAAGACUACACCUAUCCCUACUCCCAUGAGUGUAAUCCCUGGUGUCCAGAACGCUGCUCCGGGCCCAUGUGCACCCAUUACACCCAGCUAGUGUGGGCAACCACGAACCGAGUGGGGUGUGCUGUGCACGUGUGUCCAAGGAUGAACGUGUGGGGAGAAAUAUGGGAGAACGCUGUUUACCUCGUGUGCAACUAUUCUCCAAAGGGCAACUGGAUCGGUGAGGCUCCAUACCAGCAUGGCCGCCCUUGUUCCCAGUGCCCUCCCAGCUAUGGAGGAGGAUGUAGGAAUAACCUGUGCUUCAAAGACUCUCAACGCUCAGAGACUGAGGACAUGAACGAGGUUGAGAAGCCUCAGGUUCCAGUGCAACCUCGUACCACCGCCAAACCUGCCCCCAAACCUAAACCGUCUCCUCCGAAGAAACCAGCGUCCAGACCCUCCACUCCUAAAGCCACCACACCCAGGACGCCAUCUUCAAAGACUCCCAGCAACACCUAUCUCGCUCACAACAUAAAGUGUGAGACUAGACUGCGGGACAAGUGUAAAGGUGCAACAUGCAACAGAUAUCAUUGUCCUGCUAACUGUCUGAACAAGAAAGGGAAAGUUUGGGGAACUCUCUUUUAUGAUGUGCAAUCAAGUAUUUGCAGAGCUGCUAUCCAUUUUGGUGUCAUUGACAACAAUGGAGGGCUGGUUGACAUCACAAGGAAGGACAAGUUCCCAUUCUUUGUCAGAGCAACAAAGAAUGGCAUCGAGUCCUUCAGUAAAUAUAAACCCGGCAAUGCCUUUGUGGUGGCCAAAGUGGAAGAAACGACUGCUGACUGCUACACCACAGUGGCUGAAAUCUGCCCUUUUAAAAAGCCCGACUCACACUGUCCAAGAAUCUUCUGUCCAGCCAACUGCAAGACUCAGCCUUCUUAUUGGUCACCUGUGAUUGGAAACAACAUUUACACAGAUAGCUCCAGUAUUUGUAAAGCAGCAAUCCAUGCAGGGGUAAUCAAAGCAGACGGCGGUUUUGUGGAUGUUCUGCCGCUGGACAAGAGAAAGAACUAUGUUGGAGUCCUGAAAAAUGGCAUCCAGUCUGAGAGCAAGAGCAACACAGAGGGAGGCUCUUUCCGAGUCUUUGCUGUGAGGGAGUGAGACUUCAGUUUGGAUGUCCAAAGACCAACAGAGUCACCUCAGUUGCUCUUGAAGAGCAGGAAGUGCCCAUAGGUUGGAUACCAUGGCUGUUCAUCUGUCUCUGUGUCUGUGCCUUCACUGGAAACAGAACGUCCCAGCAGAUCGAUAGACAGACAUUUCCCUCUUAAUUCAUAAACAGUAGCAACCCAGUUGUCCAAUACCUUGAUGGACCUUUAUUUUUUCUCAGCUUAUAUCUCCAGAUAUGGAUAUUUCUUAGACAUACUUACUUAAUCUGUGAAUACGGAAUGUUUUUAUAUAUUAUGAUGCAUUGAACAGCUGGUGCUGGAAGUUUUGAGUUAGACAUGUUUUACAGAAAGUAUUAUGUUUACAACGAUGUUCUUAUUACAAAUUUAAAUAUGUUUUCAUACACAGGAAUGUAUACUGAUCACACUGUAUUUAAUCAUUGUGUACAUAAUAUAUGAUAUUUUGUUUGUUUUAAAAAUGGAGUACCAUAUAUUACCAUUUUUAUGUUUAUUCUGAUUUGUUUUAUUGCAUUUUUCUGCUCACCUGGAUAACCUAUGCUUUUUGCCCUUGAAGAUUUAGACUGUGAAACCAAAUCUAAGUCUAAAUUGUACUUAAAAGUUAAGUGGUGUGCCCAUUGUGAGUGAGGAAAGGAAACGUGUGGUAAAUGGAAGUGUAUACAGGCAGCGGGCACUGCUAUAGAUAGAUAAUGUUUUGCUUAAUGUUUAAGGAGGCUGGUGUCCGACAUGUGGAGAUGAUUUAAUGAAGGUGUUACAUUGCUAAGUUUACUGUGUAGUGUAUCACAGCGAGUGCAGAUGGGUCCUCAUAAUGGCAGCAAUAUUGUGGAUGUGUUAAAUAACAAUCAGAGACAGUAGAUAUGUUUAAAAUAACAAGCAGUCAUUUGUAAUUUUAUAUUUAUUAAUGCUUAGUGCUUUCCUUGUUUCCUUAUUUCUCUUGUUUCUGUAAGAUAUCUGAAAAUUCAAAAUUUGUCUCCUCCCCACCUAAGACAAAUGAAUGUGUCACGUGUUUCAUGUCCAAAGAGUUUUGUGUGUAGACACUAGACCAUAUUAUAAAGUGUGUGAAUGUGUUCUCAUUAUCAAGCUGCAGUUUAUGCACUUUGGAACAAUUUACACUAUGCAGUGCAUGCAGGAGACACCCGUAAUGCUGUUCACUAUACUGGAUUGAGGCACUGUUCCCAUUGGUACAGCCCUGAUUUGAAUACUUUUGUUAAAGCAAUGCCUCAUUUGAUUGAAUUUUACCUUUUUUUUUUUCAAAUCUUUUUACACUUGCCCUGAUUACAGUCUCUAAAUCAUUCCAGCUGUGUCACUUAAAUGUACAGAAAAAAUAUGUUUUGGCAUAGUUAGCUUCCCUCAUGGAAACUGAUGGAAAAAAAUGUAAAGUCCAGUUUGGGCUGCAGGACUGAGGUAUCCAGUUAGGUUACUAAAAACACCAGAUACAUUUUAGUAUCAUUAAGACUUGUCACUCUAUCUGACAGUUUCUUUGAGGUUACAAAAUAUGCUAACAGUGUUUUCAGAGUAAAAGAUAAGACUAAAAAUCUUCUGGCCAAAUACAAAUGACUCACUAAAAUCUAUUUCCUUAAGCAUAUUUCAACUUUAUCUCUUUAUUCUACCUCAGUCCUCUCGCUACGCUAGGCAGUUUUUUCUAUAUUGGAAUUUUUAUGGGAAGCUUUUGUAAAGUUAGGCAACUGUAAAUACUCUAAUUUCUUGUUUUUGAAUAAUCCUUUUUGCAGUAAGAUAUGAUUAAAAUUUGUGAAUUUGUUGUAAUUGUUUUUAUACAGGUGUAGGAUGGGUUCUAUAUUUUUUGCACAAUUUGAAAAUAAAGUAUGACUUACAAAUGCAACAACACAUGUUUUUGUUUCAGUAAAAGAUGUCACUGACUACAGUGUUGAUGUGUUCAGCUUUUUUGGAAUAUUUUGUGUAUAAACUGCCCCAUCAUGUUUAGUGCAGCCUAACCAGUCAACUAACUGUGUUAGUCAAGACUUCUUUCUUUUUUAAUUGUCAUUCGAAGUAACAAACAUACAGCCAAAACAACUCCCAAGUGUAAUAUGACUUCACAAAUUGUUAUUAAAUCUACUUUGACCCGAG
Molecule: messenger RNA, 3970 nt
Organism: Dicentrarchus labrax (European seabass)
Lineage: Eukaryota; Metazoa; Chordata; Actinopteri; Moronidae
Gene: crispld2
Product: cysteine-rich secretory protein LCCL domain containing 2
Exons: 15
Coding region: 303-1865 (520 amino acids)
Cellular component (GO): extracellular region
Source: RefSeq, a predicted model, not a curated record